Molecule: messenger RNA, 2886 nt
Organism: [Torrubiella] hemipterigena
Lineage: Eukaryota; Fungi; Ascomycota; Sordariomycetes; Hypocreales; Clavicipitaceae
Source: the annotation of a GenBank genome assembly
CCUGGAUUGAGGAGCUUCAACCACCAUCAACCAACAACAAAAUAUCCGUCAUAGGAGCUGAAUUGCAUUAGCGAAUCUUGAUACGCUACGCAAACAUGGCUCCUCAAAAGGAUACGCCGUUCCGCUCGGCGCAGAUGAGCAUGGUGCAGCUCUACGUGUCCAACGAAAUUGGCCGCGAGGUUGUUACUGCGCUCGGUGAGCUCGGGCUGUGCCAGUUUCGUGAUGUACGAAUACCGACAUCCACUUGCAGCUGUAUCUGAGGUUACAAAGCUAACACGUUACGUAGCUUAACGAAGAAGUUUCCGCUACUUUAAUGCGCAGAUGGACAAAGCCGGAAUUCCUCUGCGAAAGCUGGAUUUGGACGUUGAUAGACUCGCGUCACCUUCCACCUCGGAGAUUGACGAACUUGGCGAACGCUGCGAGAAGCUUGAACAACGAAUUUCUGCUCUGAACGACAGCUACGAAACCUUGAAGAAGCGUGAGGGAGAUCUUACAGAAUGGCGCUGGGUGCUGCGCGAAGCUGGCAGCUUCUUCGACCGCGCUCACGGCAACGUUGAAGAAAUUAGAGCAUCGACCGAUAAUGACGACGCCCCUCUUCUAUCCGAUAUUGAGCAGCACAACUCGGCUGCCGAUGUUGAGCGCUCAUUCUCCGGUAUGAACAUUGGCUUCGUUGCUGGUGUCAUCUCUAGGGACCGUGUUGCCGCAUUUGAGCGCAUUCUCUGGCGAACGCUUCGUGGUAAUUUGUACAUGAACCAGUCAGAGAUCCCAGAGCCUUUGAUCGACCCGUCCAACAACGAGGCUGUCAACAAGAACGUCUUUGUCAUUUUCGCUCAUGGCAAGGAAAUCCUUGCCAAGAUCCGCAAGAUCUCUGAGUCGAUGGGCGCUGAAGUCUACAACGUUGACGAGAAUAGUGACUUGCGAAGAGACCAGAUCCAUGAGGUUAACAGUCGCCUCCAAGAUGUUCAAAAUGUCUUGCGCAACACGCAGUCUACUUUGGAAGCUGAGCUCAACCAAAUUUCGCAAUCUCUAUCUGCUUGGAUGGUCUUGAUCACCAAGGAGAAGUCUGUUUACAGCACUCUCAACCUGUUUUCGUAUGACAGCGCUCGCAGGACCCUCAUUGCUGAAGGAUGGUGCCCUACCAACGACCUACCCAGGAUCCGAUCAACCUUGCAGGAUGUCACUAAUAGAGCCGGCUUGUCGGUCCCAUCGAUCAUCAACGAAAUCCGCACGAACAAGACCCCUCCAACCUAUCUCAAGACAAACAAGUUCACUGAAGCUUUCCAAACUAUUGUCAACGCCUAUGGUACUGCUACCUACCGGGAAGUCAACCCUACCAUGCCAGUUAUUGUCACCUUCCCUUUCCUCUUUGCUGUCAUGUUUGGUGAUUUUGGUCACGCCAUUAUCAUGCUCUGCUCCGCUUUGGCCAUGAUUUACUGGGAAAAGCCACUCAAGAAAGUUACAUUUGAGCUAUUUGCUAUGAUGUACUACGGUCGUUACAUUGCGCUUAUCAUGGCCACGUUUUCCAUCUUCACUGGCCUUAUCUACAACGAUAUUUUCUCAAAGUCUAUGACCCUCUUCCCAAGUGCUUGGGAGUUCCGCCGUCCACCAGGCGAUUACACUGAAGGUCAAAGUGUCGAAGCUACUCUAAACGAGCACGGAUAUCGCUAUCCAUUUGGUCUUGAUCCCGCCUGGCAUGGAGCCUCCAAUGAUCUCCUUUUCAGUAACAGUUACAAGAUGAAAAUGAGUAUCAUUCUCGGUUGGGCCCACAUGACAUACUCCCUCUGCUUUGCCUACAUCAAUGCGCGACACUUCAAGAAGCCUAUUGAUAUAUGGGGCAAUUUCGUCCCUGGUAUGAUCUUUUUCCAGUCGAUCUUCGGUUAUCUUGUUGUUUGCAUCAUCUACAAGUGGUCCGUUGACUGGUCCUCCGUUGGUAACAAGGCACCUGGUCUACUGAACAUGCUGAUCUACAUGUUCCUGCAGCCUGGUGAACUUGAAGCUGGUGCCCAGCUGUAUUCUGGCCAGGCUUUUGUACAAGUCUCCUUGUUGCUACUGGCAUUUGCUCAAGUUCCUGUUUUGCUCUUCCUCAAGCCUUUCUAUCUCCGUUGGGAGCAUAACCGUGCACGGGCUCAAGGUUAUCGCGGCCUUGGCGAGCACUCUCGUGUGAGCGCGUUGGAUGGCGAUGAUGAGAACGAUGGUUUAAUGAACGGUCACGGUACAUCCUUUGACGAUGGUGAAGGAGUUGCCAUGAUUUCCCAGAAUAUUGAUGAAGAACACGAGGAAUUUGACUUCAGCGAGGUUAUGAUUCAUCAAGUUAUCCACACUAUUGAAUUCUGUCUCAACUGCGUUUCCCACACUGCCUCCUAUCUUCGUCUUUGGGCGUUGUCCCUGGCCCAUCAGCAGCUCAGUGUUGUUCUUUGGAACAUGACUCUCGGAAUUGUUCUGCCAAUGAACGGCAUUGUCGGCGUUUUCAUGAUCGUCGUUGGCUUCUACUUGUGGUUCUUCCUUACUAUCGCCAUUCUCGUUUGUAUGGAAGGUACUAGUGCCAUGUUGCACUCUCUCCGUCUUGCCUGGGUCGAGUCGUUCUCAAAGUUUGCCGAAUUCAAUGGCUGGCCUUUCGCUCCCUUCUCUUUCAACACAUUGUUGGAAGAGUCUGAGGAUCUGAAAGAAUUCCUGGGUUGAUGAUAUGAGAUGGGGCUGUUCAAUUAGAAUCUGUAUUUUUUUUGUUUUCGUUUCCCGCUCCUUAUAGAGCGCAUUGCAUUCAACUAUCCUUCACUAUUUGUUCUUCUAAAGUUGUGAGGACGCAGAGUCGUUUUACUUGUACACUGUAUAAUAGAAAAGAAGCUCUGUUGCCCCCUAAGCUGCGCCUUUGACCAAGUAACAACAGCU